AUGUCCGACACUCGUGAGCAAGCUCAGGAAACUCUCGACGAUGCUCUUGGUUCUUCCCUCGAAUCAUCUUUUUCUCCUCCACCACUUCCUCCCCCUCCCUCUACAGCCACCACUCAACCCUUCACUUCAGCUCAAGCCGCACAAGAGCAACCAACCAGUCAAGCCGAGCCAGUAGAAGGACUCGACGCAUGGCCGGAAACAUACGAAUCAUAUCUCCGUGCUUGGCAUGCUGAAUCAGCUGUGGCUCGAGAAAAAGCAGCAGAAACCAGGGCGCGUAUAGAAAAAGAACGUGCUGCGGAACUGCAAGCCAUCAAGGAGAAAGAAGCGAAUGAGAAGAAAGUAGAGAAAGAGAGGGAAGAGUUGAAGAGGAAAAGAGAGAAAUUACUCAGAGAAUUGAGCGAACCGGGUCCCAGCAAGAGGGUCAAAGGUGAUGGGGGUGAUGUGGGGGAGAAGGAAAAGAUGAAAGAAGCUUGGGAGUUGGUUCAUGAUGAUACUGCUGAUGCUGCAAAGGCCCAGCAUCAUGGUGUAACGGAAACAGCGGCCAGUGACCAGAACCAACUUCAUGCUGAACCCCUUGAAUCCCCACUUCCCCCAUCGAAAUCAACAGCCACAUCCCGUCAUUCGGCCACUUCGGGAGCAUGGGAAGAACUAUCACUCACACCUUCUUCCGCUGAAGAUCUCUCACCGCCUCGUUCCACUUCGGACAAAUCAGGAGAAGAAAUGAUGUCUAUACCAAGAACGGCCAAGCAUUCCUCUUCUCUUCCUUCAGCUCCUUCGGGCAAACCAUCCGCACCAAAAGCAGGAAUCCCUAAGAAUGAAGGUUCAGGAUAUCAUCCUGCACGGGAAUCGGGAGAAGGAGGUCAUCCAUCUCAACCUCCCAGUUUGACAUUAAGCAUUUUCACUUCCCCAUCGCAUUUGUCAAUCUCACGGGUACUGGCGGUGUUGGGUAUCAACGUGGUGUUACCUUUCAUCAAUGGUGUCAUGCUUGGUUUUGGGGAGAUUUUCGCGAGGGAGGUGGUACGUGUGAGUAAGGUAUGGUGGGGAGGGAAGAAAUCUCCUGGGUCAGUCGGUAGUGUGGGUUUGAGAGGUUCAGGGGGUUUCUAG
Molecule: messenger RNA, 1104 nt
Organism: Tremella mesenterica DSM 1558
Lineage: Eukaryota; Fungi; Basidiomycota; Tremellomycetes; Tremellales; Tremellaceae
Exons: 3
Coding region: 1-1104 (367 amino acids)
Biological process (GO): mitochondrial outer membrane translocase complex assembly; protein insertion into mitochondrial outer membrane
Cellular component (GO): mitochondrial outer membrane
Source: RefSeq, a predicted model, not a curated record